AUGAAUCCUGAACCUAUCACAUAUUCUUCUUUGAUAGUCUUAAAUAUGAGUGCUUUUCCUAAUUUAUCACUUUACACAAAUGGAUUUAGCUCAUAAAAUUUUUAUUUGAGAUCAUUUCAUUAAUUAAGAGGAGACUUAGAUCAAGAUUAUUAAAAUUGUGUCUUUCGAAUAUUUCCAGUUUUAAAUUAUAGAGCACAUCAUGAUCUAAUUGAACAAUUUAAAGAUUCUAAUUUUAAGGAAUUGGAAGAAUAUGAAUAAAGUUAAAGAAAACAAAAAAUUUAAACUAUCUUAUUGAAUUUAGAAAAUGAAUUAUCAUCCAACAUUUCUCUUAACAAUAAAUUAGCAGGGACUCCAUUAGUGUUUAGCUCUUCUAUUUUUCAUUUGGUUCAUGUUUCCUCUUUAAAAUUUUUGGCUUUAGAUGAUAAUAAUUUAGAGGCCCUUUAGUUUAAGUUAAUUGAUUUUCCAAAUGAUAAUACAUUAAUGAAGUUUAAUCCUUGUUUAAAUUUUUAGAAGUUAAGAACUAAUGUAGUUUAUAGUGGUGAUGUCGUAUGUAUAUCAGCCAAUAAGUAAGUUUGCAAUAGAACUGCUAAUUUAUUUAGUGAUUAUUGGGGAUUAAAUUAUUAUGAUUUAAAUGAUGAACCAUUAAAAUAUGAAGAUGAAGUAUGUAGAGCUAAAAUUAUUGCUUCUGUUGAAGACUCUACUUAAUGGAGAAUUAUCAUAUUUUAAAAUUAAAAAGAAAAUUAAGAAACUUUAUUUGUUGGUGAUGUAGCCGUAUUUAAUUUACCUGAAUUGAAUGUAACAAUAUUAUAAUUGAUAGUUAUACUUCAAUGCAAAGAAAACAUCAGAUAUUUAAGAAAAGGUUAAAGAAAUUCUCGAUCGUAAUUCAGUUGAUGAUAUCAGCAAUAUUAUUCAAGAUAAAAUAGUAUUUAAUAAAUAAUAAACAUUAUUUCCUAUUUAAUAAGGUGGUAUUUCAAGAUAAGUAAGUGAAGAAGUAUUUAAUAAAUCAGAUUCAUAAAAUAGUAAUAAUCUCUUUGAAAAAUAAAAAUCUAUACAAUCUCGAUCCUCUUAGAUAAUUUAAGCUUCAAAAAAUGUAAGAGAAAUAGACAAAGCUUUAUAUUCAGAAUUGAGAAUACUUUUUAGUGAUUUCAGUACAAAUAAAUCUGAUAAAAUUAAAAUUCCUUUUAGUGCUUAUUGGAGAAUAGAAUCAGAUAAUUUCUCUGGUGGAGAAGUCAAAUGGGAAAAGUGUUAUAGAAUAAGACAUUUUUAAACAGGUUAAUAUUUAGACAUUAAUAUUAUGAGGCAAGUGAAACUUACAGACUAAGUUACAAAAAGUACUUUAUUUCAAUUUGUUCCUAUUAAAUAAAAUUCUAAAUUUGUUAACAAAGAUUCUUAUUUUCUCAUUAAACAUUUUCUCACUGGAAGUUAUGUCACUCUAAGAAAUGAUCCUGAUUAACCAACAGGAAGUGUUAGUACAACAAAUGAUAUUGAUUUAAUUACAUGUAUGAAAUUCAGAAAAACUGAUUAUGAAGAUAUUUGGGAAAAACGUUUUUUAGUGUUUUUAGUACCUAUUCUAAAAGAAGCUAUUUCAUUCUUUGAAAGAGUUUAACCUUUAGCAAGUAUAGCUUAUAUGAAAAAAAAUGAAGUUUAAGAUAGAAUAGAUUUCUACUAUUUAUUUGAUAAACUUAACUCAUUGUUAGAAAUUUUAAAUCAAUUUAUGUACAAUAAAUUAGUUAGCAAUAUUCAAACAACUUAAGAUUUUUCUUUUGUUUCUCAGAAUCGAUAGGACAUUAUAAGAGAAGAAAAUAUUUUACCUUUAUUAAUUUGGUUAAUUUGUAAGACUUUUCCAACCCCAGAUGAAAAGAUAGAAGGAUCUGAAGAAAUUCUGAGUAAUGAUUUGUGUGGAGAAGCUUCUUUUAUUCUUAGUGUUGAGACUAUGAUUCAAUUAAAUAUAGAUAAAUCUAACGAUGAUGUAUAUGAAAAGAAAGUAUAAAAAAUGAAAGAACAUUUAGAAGAGAAUCAUAGAAAAAGAAAAAGAUUACUAUAAUUAAAAUUAUUUUAAACAAUAAAAACAGUAUGUCAUAACAAUUUAUAAAAUUAAGAAUUAAUAAUGAAAUUUUUUAAAUAUUUUGAAAAAUUCAUAACAAUAGAUUAUGUUAGUAAUACUAUAAUUUAAUGUAUUUCUAAGAAUUAUUCUAUUUUGAGUUCAUUAAAUAAAUAAGAAUUACCUUUUGAAAUGAAGUAAACUUAAAAUAUAAGUUUAGAAUAAAAGAAUUAAAAAAGUUAAAGUACAAUUUUAUCAAGAUUAUCAGAAAUAAUGUAAAAGAGUGAUUAAUUAUAACCAGAUUUACUUAGAUUUUUAUCAGAAACAUGUGAAGCUAAUGGAGAACCAGUUUUUUCAAAUUAAGAAUUUUUAUUAAAUUAGAUAUAAUGUUUUUAAUAAAAAGUGAAGAAUGAUUAUGGAGAAGAAAAGAUUUUGAUGAAAUUAGAGCCAAUAAAAGAAGAAGAAGGAGUUUAUGUAGAGUUUUAUAUAACUUAUAAAACAUCAAAUAAAACAUAUGUGACAAAAAUGCUUCAUGAAUUUUUAACUGAAUAUAGAUAAUAGAGAGAAUUAGAUCCAGUAUAUGUUUUACAAUACAAUUAUUUAAUUGAAUAAUUAGCAUUCUUUUCUAACAUUUGUUUUCAUAGAAACACUGCAGCUAGAGAAUUAAUUUCUAAAACGUUUACUUACUCUUUUUUGUUAUCUUAUGCAGAAUAAAAUAAUUAAACUUAUGGUUUUAAUGGAGAUUCAUAUUAUGUAGAUGAAUAAGUAAGAGCAUACUUUUUUAGAAUGAUUAGAACAUUGUAUAUUGAUAGAGAACCUUAUACAACUAAACCUAAACCUGAAUUAAUAAGGAUUUUAGAAGAGAAAACUACAUCAAAAUAAUUAUUUUUAUUUGAUGAAACAUCAAGUAAGAAAUAAUCAAAAGGAGAUUUUGAUAUUUAAAAAUUAAAAUUAAAGAUGCUUAAAUAUUUAGAAGAUUAGUCAGAAAAACUUGAUAAAAAUGUAAAUGAAGAAUAAGUUUAUAAUUUAGAAACUUUAGAAAUCAUUAAAAUUAUAGAAUUAAUGUUAAAAUUUGAAUUAUUUUGGAAAAGAGAUACUGAUAUGUCAAUAUAGAAGAAAUCUGUUAACAAAAGAGGUACUUCAGUAUUUAAUAGAGUAUAAGAAAGUGCUGGAGGUUUGAGAGAUAUUGAUAGAUUAAUUACUGCUUUAUCAAAAAUACUUGAAUAUGAUCAUUAAUAUUUUAAAUGUUUAACUACUUCAAAAAUAAAAAGAAAUUGGUAAAGUGAUAAAGAAAAAGAUUAAGGAUUCAUGAAAUUUAAUAUUACAGGAAUUAGUCAAGUAUUUGAAAUGGAAGAUAAAGAAAAAGAAAAAGAAGAAUAAUAAUAAUAAAAUUAAAAUUUUAGACUAGUCAAAUAAUAAGAUACAGAAGUUAUUAAUGAUUCAUUAUUUAAAAAAAUGAAAAAUCUAAGAAAAGUUAUACAUAGAUAUAAUAAUAAAACCUUUACUUUAAGAGAAAAUAAAGAAGAAGACUUUUAAGUAUUGAUAAAAAUAUAAAUUUGUUAUAUUUUUUCAUAUUUGAUGGAUGUAUCAUAAGAUUAUUGGAUUGAUGGUGCUUUAGAAUUUUAUAAAACUAUAUAAUAAAAUAAACAAACAAAUGAAGAAAUACAUUAGGAAGAGUUAGUUAAAUUAUUUCCUGAAGAAAUUUUAAUGUCUGGAGAAUAAUGGGUAGAUAAACCUGAAUAAGAAAAAAAAACUAUUAGAUAAAGUGGUCCAACUUUGAAAAGUUUUGAUUAAGUUCUUAAAAGACCUUUUAUAGAAGUUUUAUUAAUAUCUUUAUAUUUUGCAAGAAAUCCAUAACUUGAAAAUUAAAUAGUAGAAUUAAUAUAAAGAUUUGCAAGAUAAAAAAAAGAAUUCUUAUAACAUUUUGAUAAUAUUUAGAUUUUAGAUACUUAUGAAUCACAAUAAUUAUUUAAUGUUUGGGUAAAAAUGAUAGCAAUAUUAAAAAAUAAUGUUUAAAGAAGUUAAACAUGGAUUACAGAGAAAAAUAGAAUUAUGGAUUAGACUCUCUAAUGUUUAUGGAAAAUAGAUAGCAUAUUUUAAUAAACUGAAAGUGUUUCAUUAAAAUUAAAAUAAUAAAUGUUUGAACAUAUCGGUGGAUAUGAAGUCUUAUUAGAAUUAAUUAAUAAGUCUUUAGUUGUUAUUGAUUAAAAAUCAUUUCAUCCUGAUCUCAUAGCUUUAUUAAAACAUACUAUGAAUAUUAUGGGAUUCUUUGCAAAAGAUAAUGAACGAAAUGCAUUAACUGUUUAUAGAAAGGUUGUAAAAAAAGUUAUAGAAAACACUAAUUAAAAUAUAGGAUAAAUUAGUUUAUUAUGUUCUUUAUUUGAAAAACAACCAACAUUAUAUGGACAGCUUGGUUAAUAAGAAUAUGAUUAUUUUAUUAUUCUUAUUAAAUAACAUGGUAGAUAUCCAGAAUUCUUAUAAUUUUAUUUUGAAAUCUUAGAAGUUACAGAAAUUCAUUCAAAAAAAUCAGUGGAUAUUUUUGAGAUUGUAAUUGAUAAACUUACUGAACCUAUUAUUUUAAAGGAGGAAUCCGGUAUUAUUCAUCCAUUAUACCCUUUUUAAGAUAAUAAUAAAAUUUCAAGCUUUUUUGAUUAUUUACCAAAUAAUAAUAAAUAUAGUUAUUUAUUUAUUAAUAUCAUAUCUAAGUGUUUAUCAAAAAAAAUUAGGGCUUCAUUGAUAAAUUAAGCUAUUAUAUUUUUAAGUUUACAAGAUGUUUUGAAAAAUACAUUAAAAGUAACAUAUAGAGUAUUAGAAUGUAUCAAAUAAAAGGAGAAACCAAAUUUUGAAGAUACUUAAUUACAAAGUAAUUUUUGGAAUCUAAUUAAAUCAAUGAUUUUUCAUAAACCUGAAACUUUGGAUGAAUUAAUGCUUCGAUCAAAUUCUGAUAUUUUAAAUAAGAUUUUAGAAUAUGAACAUCAAGUAAUCAUUUAAAAAGAUUAAUUUAUACCGUCAAAUUUAAAUUAUUUAUUUGAUUCCUUAUUGCCAGUUGUAAAUAGAUAUAAUGAACUCUUAUAAAAUGCUUUAUUAGCAUCAGAAAAAGAUUAAAUUUAAAUUAGUUAAUUUGUUAAAUUUUUUCUAAAUAAUUUAGACAGAAUGUUUUUCUUAGCACCUUCUGAAUUAACUAAUAAUAAAUAAAGAUUAUAAACUAUAUCUGAUUUAGGAUAAAGUUUCAAUAUUUAAGUACCAAUUAAAUUCAUCUAAUCUGAAAAUUAUGUAGAUAGUUAAGAAGAAAAGACUUCUGAUUUAUUAACAUAAUCUUAAUCCUAAUAAGAUAAUUCAUAAAUCACUCAAUUUAGAAGAAAAUAUUUUGGAUAAGAAUUUGUUAAAGAUUUAGUUAAAAAAGAAUCUUUAAAAUUAUCAAAUUCUAUUUGGACUAUCUAAAAAAUGUUCAAAGAUGAUAAAAGAUAGGAAGUAAAAGAUCUUUUAUUAACUAAUUCUGACAUUAUAGUAAAGAUUCUAACUUACUUAGAAUUUUGGAAGACCAAUGGUGCCAGCAGAGAAAAUAUUAUUUUUAUAUUGAAAGUGUUAUCUGCCAUUUUAAAAGAUACUGAAAAUGAACUAUUUGAAAGAUAACUUUUAUUUAACAGAAUGAAUGUUACAUAAAUUCUUAUUGUAUUAUUAUGCGAAUCUGAACUUGAACCUGUUUAUAUGGGAACAUUAAUGUCAUUUAUGAUAUUGCUAUUAAAAAAUGGAAAUAAUCAAGUUUAAAAAACUGCAUAUGAAUAUUUUUUGUCGAAUUCUUAAUGUGAAANUUACCAAAUAAUAAUAAAUAUAGUUAUUUAUUUAUUAAUAUCAUAUCUAAGUGUUUAUCAAAAAAAAUUAGGGCUUCAUUGAUAAAUUAAGCUAUUAUAUUUUUAAGUUUACAAGAUGUUUUGAAAAAUACAUUAAAAGUAACAUAUAGAGUAUUAGAAUGUAUCAAAUAAAAGGAGAAACCAAAUUUUGAAGAUACUUAAUUACAAAGUAAUUUUUGGAAUCUAAUUAAAUCAAUGAUUUUUCAUAAACCUGAAACUUUGGAUGAAUUAAUGCUUCGAUCAAAUUCUGAUAUUUUAAAUAAGAUUUUAGAAUAUGAACAUCAAGUAAUCAUUUAAAAAGAUUAAUUUAUACCGUCAAAUUUAAAUUAUUUAUUUGAUUCCUUAUUGCCAGUUGUAAAUAGAUAUAAUGAACUCUUAUAAAAUGCUUUAUUAGCAUCAGAAAAAGAUUAAAUUUAAAUUAGUUAAUUUGUUAAAUUUUUUCUAAAUAAUUUAGACAGAAUGUUUUUCUUAGCACCUUCUGAAUUAACUAAUAAUAAAUAAAGAUUAUAAACUAUAUCUGAUUUAGGAUAAAGUUUCAAUAUUUAAGUACCAAUUAAAUUCAUCUAAUCUGAAAAUUAUGUAGAUAGUUAAGAAGAAAAGACUUCUGAUUUAUUAACAUAAUCUUAAUCCUAAUAAGAUAAUUCAUAAAUCACUCAAUUUAGAAGAAAAUAUUUUGGAUAAGAAUUUGUUAAAGAUUUAGUUAAAAAAGAAUCUUUAAAAUUAUCAAAUUCUAUUUGGACUAUCUAAAAAAUGUUCAAAGAUGAUAAAAGAUAGGAAGUAAAAGAUCUUUUAUUAACUAAUUCUGACAUUAUAGUAAAGAUUCUAACUUACUUAGAAUUUUGGAAGACCAAUGGUGCCAGCAGAGAAAAUAUUAUUUUUAUAUUGAAAGUGUUAUCUGCCAUUUUAAAAGAUACUGAAAAUGAACUAUUUGAAAGAUAACUUUUAUUUAACAGAAUGAAUGUUACAUAAAUUCUUAUUGUAUUAUUAUGCGAAUCUGAACUUGAACCUGUUUAUAUGGGAACAUUAAUGUCAUUUAUGAUAUUGCUAUUAAAAAAUGGAAAUAAUCAAGUUUAAAAAACUGCAUAUGAAUAUUUUUUGUCGAAUUCUUAAUGUGAAAAAUUCUUUAAAUAGUGUAAAGAUGUAUUUGAUAUGCAAAUAUUAUCAAUGAGCAGAGCACAUAAACUAAAUUAUUAAGAAAACAAAUUAGUUUGCAAAGCUUUAAAGCUAAUAUAAUUAUUUUGUGAAGGACAUAAUUAAGAUUUACAAAAUUAUAUGAGAUCUUAAUUUAAUCAAAAAAAUUCAUAUGAUUUAGUAUCAUAGAUUAUUUUAUUGCUAUAUACAUUUCAAAUAUCUAAAGCAAAUUAUGAAAGUGUAUUAUAAUGUUUUGAGACAUUGACAGAAUUGAUAUAAGGACCUUGUAAAUAAAAUUAAUAAACCUUAAUAAAAAGCAAUUUAUUGGAAUAUGUAGUUCUAAUAAUAUCAGAGGAUGAGAAAAUCUUUGAAUAAUCUAAUGAAUAUUUUAAAUAUGAUGGAGAGAAAUAGUAUCGGAUAUCUAUUCAUCCUGGUUAAUUGGCUAGAUUAAAAUUUAAAUGUUUAAAUUGUUUAGUUUCUUUAUUAGAAUGUUGUGAACCAUAGAAUUCUGAUAUCGCCAGAUUAGUAAGAGUAAUACCAUUAAAUGUUUUAACGAAUAACUUAACUCGAAUUUAUAAAUUAUUUAAAACUUAUGGAGGAACUUAUAAUGAAGAAUUAUUUAAAAGAGCUGAAAUAGAAAUUACAAAUGAAUAACCACCAGAAUAUUAUGAAUUUAUUAUUGAAAAUGGAUUUCUUAUAUUACUAUUAAUGUAAUAAUUUUUAGACAAUUAAAAAGCAAAAUAAUUAUUAUAUGAAGAUACAGAAAUGAAUGAUGUUUUAAAUGAAUUUUCUGAAAAUUAAAAAGAAGAAGAUAAUGCCAUCGCAAAUAUUUUCUCAGGUUUAGAAAAUAUUGCAAAAUUAGGAGGAAAUUUUAUUGGUUAAAUAGCCUUAACUUAAAAAUCUGAAGAAGAAUAAAAAUAAGAUAAAAUAAUUUAAGAAAAAAUUGAAUAUAAAAGAUUAACAAAAAAUGCUAUUAAGUUUUUUAGAUAAAAUACCUGCUCAAUUGAUAUGAUAAGAGAUUAAAAAUUGUAUACAAUUUACUUUCCAAAAUUACCAAUAUGUAAUUUACCUAAAAGUGCUAGAUUAGAAUUUCAUGAUUAAGUUGAUAGAACAAGUAGUAAAACUAAAUUAACAUAUUUAAUGGAAAGGGCCAAUUUUUUAAUUAAAACAAUGGAAUAUGAAGAAAAAUUAAAUUAAAUCUUUGCAAAAAAUCCUUUGUUUGCCUUUUUUGCUUCAUAAGGUAAAUUAUGGGAAAACCUAGCUUUUGUUACUACAUUAGUAAUUAAUCUUAUAGUUUUAUUAAGUUACUCAUAAGAUUUUUAUGUAAGUGGAGCUUAAGGAGUAUCUGGAGAUUUAAUUUAUGAAAGACUAUAGGAUCCAAGAUUAUUAGGAUAUAAAGAAUCUACAUGGACUCCAAUACUAAUAUAAGGUUUAGGUAUAACAAUGCUUGUUUUUAGUUCAUUAAUAGUAUUCUUUUUUUUAGUUAAAAGAGCUCCUUUAAAAGUUGAUCAUAUCUGGGAAAAUUUUUAAAAAUAAAAAAAAGUAAUGAAUACAAUAUUUGAUGUUGGUAUCAGAAGUAUUAAGAGUUCUUUUAUUUUAUUAUAAGAUCCUGAUAUCUUAUAUUAUUGCAUUUAUAUCAUUGCAGGGAUAGUAGGUUUAACAGUUCAUCCUUUUUUUUUUGCUUUUCAUUUGAUGGAUUUUCUAAAAAUGGAAUAAUUAAAAACUGUAUUAGAUGCAAUAUGGGGUCCUAGACAAGAAAUUGGAUUAGCUUUACUUCUUUUAGCAGUUAUUGAAUAUUAUGUAGGAAUUUUAGGAUUUGUAAUAUACUUUAAUGAUUAUCCAAUAGUAGACAGUAUAGGAUGUCAAUUAUAAGCAGAUAAUGAUAAUAUAAUUUGUGAAAGAGGAUGUAGUACAAUGUGGCAAUGUAUAUUUAUGAGUUUUGACUUAACUUUUAAAUUUACAGGAUCUUUGGGUUCUGGAAUAAAGGAUUAUGAAACAAUAUCAAGUAUAACAUAAAAUUUUGAUAUGUUAAAAGAUGCAUGGGAUAGAGUAAAAUAAGGAGAGAAUGAAUAUGAUGGUGUGGAUCAUUCAUUUACUUCAAAUUAUGUUAGUAGAUUUAUAUUUGAUAAUGCUGUAAAUAUUGUUUUAGUCAUGAUUAUGUUAAAUAUGAUUUAAGGUAUUAUAGUAGAUACAUUUGGUUCUUUAAGAGAGAAACUUUAAGAAAGAAUAAAGGAUUAAACAAUGAAAUGUUUUAUUUGUGGUAUAACAAGAGAAAAAUUUGAAAAAAAUGAUGAAGGAGGAGGUUUAGGAUUUUAGGAACAUAUUGAAUAAGAACAUUAUAUGUGGAAUUAUAUUUAUUAUUAUGCUUAUUUAAAGUAUAAAGAUGAAAAUGAUUAUAAUGGUAAUGAGUCUUAUAUCAAAGAAAAGAUUGAUAUGAAAGAUAUUAGUUGGAUGCCUAUUAAAAGGUAAUCUAUAUAUAAUCUAAUUGGUUAGAGCAAGAUUUGCUGAAGAAGAAAUGGAUGAUUAGUAGAAAGGAAAUGAAAUUCAAGAAUCUAUUGAGAUAAAAAUGAAGAUUAUGAAUGACUCAUUAGAAAAAAUUUAAGAUAGAAUGAGACACAUUAUUGACAAUGUCAAUAAUUAACCUAAAAAUAUUAAAGAAACAUUUCAUGAAUGA
This is a messenger RNA of Paramecium sonneborni, 9697 nucleotides long. Lineage: Eukaryota; Ciliophora; Oligohymenophorea; Peniculida; Parameciidae. The record is from the annotation of a GenBank genome assembly.